Knipowitschia caucasica is the source of this 1500-nucleotide messenger RNA. Lineage: Eukaryota; Metazoa; Chordata; Actinopteri; Gobiiformes; Gobiidae. The record is from the annotation of a GenBank genome assembly.
AUGCAGUUUCCCAGCAGAAGGAAAAGGCUCAUCAACAAUGCUCAGGAAGAAAUGUAUGGACAACCAAUCCAGUUCUAUGGACAGCCUCCCAUUGAAAACAUCUCCCUCUCUGAAUUUGAGACGUUUGCUGUGGAAAGACUGAAAUUGUUGAAGACCAUUGAGAAUUUGGGAGUCAGCUAUGUCAAACAAUCAGAGCAUUAUGCGAGGAAACUGGAAAGUGAAUUUAAAAACUUGCAUUUCCCAUACAGAGAAGUGGAUGACAGGAAAGUUCAAACUGGUCCAAGUGAGUUUGAGAAAAGAAGAAAGGAUCACAUCUCCCACUUCAUCCUUCGACUUGCAUACUGUCAAACGGAGGAUUUGAGACGGUGGUUUAUACAACAAGAAGUGGAUCUAUUCAGAUUCCGCUUUAAUGAACUGGGUUCAAAGCAAAAGCUUGAGUUUCUUCAUAGAAAUAAUCUUCAGUAUGACACGAUUAAUGUUGAAGAGAAGAAAACCUUGCUGGAUAAACUAGUCAGCUCCAGUUAUGCUGUGAGCGGGAUCACAGUGGAGGAGCAGGACUUCUACAAAGUUCCAUUCCAAGAUGCUUUGGAUUUAGUCAGAACAAGAAAAGUGUAUCUUAAAGCUGGAUAUGUUUAUAUACCCCAUCAGGACAUAAUCACAAUAGUUAUCAAUGAUUUUCGCACAAGGCUCUCAAAAGCUCUGGCUCUGACUGCUCGCUCACUUCCCAUAGUGCACUCUGAUGAGCGGCUGCAGCCUCUCCUCAACCACCUCAGUCAUGCUUAUGUUGGCCAAGACUACAGCAUCCAGAAAAAUGUUGGGAAAAUCUCCUUGGAACAAAUCGAUUCACUCUCUGGAAAGUCGUUCCCUCUCUGCAUGAAGCAACUUCAUCAGUCGCUGCGUGAAAACCACCACUUGCGUCAUGGCGGCCGGAUGCAGUACGGCCUCUUUUUGAAAGGCAUUGGUUUGUCUCUGGAGCAGGCGCUGCAGUUUUGGAGGUCAGAGUUCAUCCGUGGAAAAGUGGACGCUGACAAGUUUGACAAACAAUACGCCUAUAGUAUCCGCCACAUGUUCGGAAAGGAAGGCAGGAGAGCGGACUACACUCCCUACAGCUGCAUGAAGGUGAUCCUGUCAAACAUGCCCAGCCAAGGAGACUAUCACGGAUGCCCCUUUCGCCACAGUGAUCCGGAGCUGCUGAAACAGAAGCUGCAGGUUUACAAGGUGUCGCCCAGUGGAAUCAAUCAGAUCCUUGAGCUGGUUAAAGGGAUGCAUUAUCAGCUUGCCUGUCAGAAGUACUUUGAGCUGACCCACAAUGUGGAAGAUGCCAACUUCUCGCUCAAUCACCCAAACCAGUACUUUGUGGAGAGCCAGCGGCUGCUGAGUGGAGGAGUGCGGGAGCCCAAACGAGAGCCAGAAACGCCACAUAAAACCAAAGCUCCAUCUGCAGCGGUAGAAGUGCCAGAGGUGAUAGAAGACCUCGACUCCUUCUUUCAAGAUGCUUAG